AUGAAGUUUCUUUUCCUCUUUCUUGUCAUCCUUCUGGCCAUGGAUCCAGUGCUCUCAGCAGAGUGUUGGAUGGAUGGAAAAUGCCGGUUGGUGUGCAAAAAUGAUGAAGAUAGUGUCAUACGCUGCGCAAAUCGUAAACGGUGCUGUGUCCCUAGUCGUUACUUAACAGUCCAGCCAAUGACAGUUGAAAGAAUGGAACCCUGGACCGUUCCCCACACACCCAAACCACUUCCCCAGCUGUGA
Neomonachus schauinslandi (Hawaiian monk seal) is the source of this 243-nucleotide messenger RNA. RefSeq names its product beta-defensin 119-like. The coding region runs from base 1 to 243 and encodes 80 amino acids. Gene Ontology annotation, biological process: innate immune response. Lineage: Eukaryota; Metazoa; Chordata; Mammalia; Carnivora; Phocidae. The transcript is spliced from 3 exons. Gene Ontology annotation, cellular component: extracellular region. The record is from RefSeq and is a predicted model, not a curated record.